AUGGCUUCCUACGGCCUGCUGGGCCAGCAAGAAGAAGACGCCCUUCACAAAUCGCGCCUUCUAAACGUCGAAGAAAAGCCCUUUAAGCGCAUCUCCAAGCGCAUCCUCAACCCAGAGUCCCUCGUCAUCUCCAACACCCAGACCGCAACCCCUCCACCAGAAGACUCCUCUUCAUCCUCACUCACCUCCGAAAAACAAAAACGCCUCGACGAAUGGCGCCAUUUCCGCGAAGAUGUAACCCUAGACUUCGUAGCCUUUGAAGGCAGCAUCGCGCGCAUCCAAUUCCUCCUGACAAGCAACGAAAAAGAGCGCGAGCGCUACGCGACCGAAAAACUCCGCAUCCUCGAAACAAUGCAAUCCGUCCGCGGCAACACAGCCGAACUACGCGCCCAACUAGACGAAGCACAGCGCCUCCUUGCCUUGCGGAAAAGCUACGACGAACUCGCCGACAAGAUCACCAGCAACAGGCUGCUCAAGCCGCGCGAAGACCAGCAGGCCAAUCUGCAAAAACUCGAGUCGGAAAUCACCGAGCUGGAGAAGGAGAGCAAGGAUUACGCUAUGACUUGGGCGGAGCGCCGCGAGCAGUUUGGCCGCAUUGUUGAGGAAGGUAUGCAGCUUCGUCGGCUGAUUCGUGAUGAGAAGGAGGAGGUUGAGCGGAGGGAGGGGAUGCAGGAGGGGGAGGAUGGGGAUGAGGGCGAUGCCAAUUCCAAAGGGAAGAUUAUCCUCGUCCGGAGGCGGAGGGGGGGCUCGACUCCGUCGCAGAGUCAGGAUGAAAGUGGGCGGUUGCAAGUUGAGAAGGGUGGGAAUGCGAGAGGGGUGUCGCCGCUGCGAAAUGCGACAAGUGUGCAAGGCGAAAAGUCUCGGUCUGAUCAAGAGGAUACAAAUAUGAUGGAUGAGGGUGAAGUGAGAGACGAUGAGACGGGCAACCACUCUGAUCUGGAGGAAGGCGAAGAAUUGCCCGAUGACCGAGACGGGGGGGAGCAUAUGGAUACCACCUGA
This is a messenger RNA of Penicillium manginii, 999 nucleotides long. RefSeq lists its product as uncharacterized. Gene Ontology annotation, cellular component: THO complex part of transcription export complex. Bases 1 to 999 code for a protein of 332 amino acids. The transcript is spliced from 3 exons. The record is from RefSeq and is a predicted model, not a curated record. Gene Ontology annotation, biological process: mRNA processing. NCBI's taxonomy places the organism in Eukaryota, Fungi, Ascomycota, Eurotiomycetes, Eurotiales, Aspergillaceae.